Pseudocercospora fijiensis CIRAD86 is the source of this 1220-nucleotide messenger RNA. RefSeq lists its product as uncharacterized. The record is from RefSeq and is a predicted model, not a curated record. The transcript has a single exon. The coding region runs from base 197 to 937 and encodes 246 amino acids. NCBI's taxonomy places the organism in Eukaryota, Fungi, Ascomycota, Dothideomycetes, Mycosphaerellales, Mycosphaerellaceae.
CACAACAUCAACACAACACGCACUCAAGACAAUCAUUGUCAAUCACCAACAACGACCAAGAACACCAUCGCCUUUGAACAACUUCGGACUUCACCAGCCUAGCUCUCCACCCGAUAACUUUAUUGUUCGGGGUGACUCAGGCAGAACCCUUUCGCCAUCACAGCAGUAUCUGACUCACCGGACGCAUACAUACAACAUGACUUCUCAUCUGAGGCUUCAAGCUUCCUUCGAGCCAUUCACGGCCAACGCUACCUACCAGACUGCCCCAACUCUGCCACCAGUCAAGAAGCAGAAGAUGUCUCUCACACAAACAUACUACAUCGCCUCGACCGCGAGGACCAAGCUCGGUCGCGAAGCUGGACGAGCAGACCACGAUCUACGACUACUCGUCGGACACGCCAACCUCUUGGACUCUCUAAUGGUCGAGCUCGCCGAUGCCGAGCGGGAGCAAGAGGCAUGGUUCAACCAGUCCGUCAACAAGGCAUCCACGCCAGAAGAGCCACGACAUGUGCAAUGGAUCGACACCAUUGCUGAGGAGGAUGACGAUGACGAUGACGAUGACGACAUGGAGUCCGACGAUGGCUCAGACAUCUACGACGAGGACGCAGACAUGUUCAACAUCCCCCUCAAGAAGAUCCGAUCACCACCCGUCGAGAUCUCAUCAGAAGAAAUUGACGAUGAAGCCGACUCUGAUGACGAGUUUGACGACGAGCACGCUUUGAUUCGCGUCCCAUCACAACACUCUCCGCCAGAGCUUACUCUCGACUCCGAAUCAGAUUCCGAAGACGAGUCGAUCCCUUCGCCAGAACAACCGCCUUUCGAGCUCAGCGAAAAGGAACGACAAGCAAUCACAACUACAGACUUCUACUCAAAACCUCAAUCGAUUGAGAAUCUGCUAGCGCAGCAACAUCAGCAGCCCAUGAUCGCGGCGUGCUAAGCGCUUCUCACCAAGUCUUGUUGUUCUUGUUGUUAUCAUCCAGCGUUCUCAGCGAAGCGAGCAUUUUUGUGGGGGGGCCAUAAAUCAUGAAGGGAAAACAGAACAUUUUUGUUGAGCGCGAUCUCAUCUCAUCUCAGAAGCAAGGAAAGGAAUUUUUUAUGUUCAUACAAACACAUACACCAGUUACAUUGGCGGUUCUCCCUCUCACCAGUCAGAGGUAGAAGAACGCUUGGUUGGAAGAUGGAAUGGAAUGGAAUAAUAACAAUCAAAACAUUCGAACAUC